AUGAUGAUGUCGAGGCCAACUAAUUGCUGGCCUAACAUGAGAGAUUGCAAAGGGCAUGUGUAUUGCCAUAUGAUGCAGAUAUACUCAUUGAAGCUAGCGUACACCUCUGCGGAUACCUCUGGCGGUCCAAUUCUGGUGUAUGGAUACAUGGCUGCCCGGGAUCUUUUGAACCCCUUGCGUAAUUACGUGUUCAACCGUACCAGAGAUGAUCCUUUCGUCGUGGUUCAGGACGGCGAUGACCGGUUCAUACGAAUGUCUGGACCCAAGAGGGGCAUCGAAAUGCAGGCUUCGGUGCUGAUUGAGUUCGACAUGAGGAUCAAGAUGGGAGAGAAAGAAGAAGAUGACCUGCAGCUCAUUGAUGGAGCUGUCUGCUUCAGUGACUUGGGCUCAACACCUGGCAGAAUCUGUACUCGACGGAUUGUUGGUGAUUGUGGUGCGUUGGACAUAAGUCUAGUGCUUCUGCAUGGAGCAGCGGAGGCCACAGUACAGGUUGGGAUAUCAGAUGUGCGUGACAGUGGACUAAGUUUGUUUCUAGGCGCAUGUGCUAACAGGAUAACGAAAGAGCUUUGGUUAUUUGACGGUGUCAUCACUGAGUCAUGUGACCUAAACAAGUUUGUGGUUGCUGCGGUUAGGGGUACUAAAUUGAUUGUGAGAGUGAAGUUUGGUCGGAAUGGUGACUCUGAUCGCACCACUCAGUUUGUUCUUUUCAAUGUUAGACAGCAUGGGAGUGAUACCAUGACUUUCUGGCUUGAUUAUGCCACUAUACAGGUGAAGGUGACCUGGUCAACUUUGGAUGUCCCCAACAGUGCUCUUAGAGCAGACAAUCACUAUAAGUGGGCAGAGUAUGAGAGUGUUGAUUUUGACUAUAAGUGGGAAGAACAGGAAGGGACAAUAUAA
This is a messenger RNA of Lolium rigidum, 897 nucleotides long. RefSeq lists its product as uncharacterized. The transcript has a single exon. NCBI's taxonomy places the organism in Eukaryota, Viridiplantae, Streptophyta, Magnoliopsida, Poales, Poaceae. Bases 1 to 897 code for a protein of 298 amino acids. The record is from RefSeq and is a predicted model, not a curated record.